UCAAUGCAGAGAAGCAGGAAAAACCUUGAAGCACCUAUAAUUACAUCUGCGGGCUCCCAAGAGUCAUGAUUUAAGUCUCACCUGGUAAUAAAGUACCCUAGCAAUAAGUGGAGACAACAGAAGGAAGGGAGGGGCUGCCUAAAAGAUGUAAGACAAGUUGCUAAAUAUUAGCAGAUAAAACACGGGUGACAAGUUUUAAUACCAUUGUAGAAACCAAACAAUUUUGAGCAAGGCUUCCGGCUGGCUUCGCUCCCAGGGUAAACAGCUUGAGCUUUCACAGUCACUGGGAUUUCCUAGGCAACAGGAGUGUAAACUUGAGAAAAGGCCAGCCCAGAAUAGGGAUUGACUGUGAUCUGGGCCAAUAAGGCUGUGAGUCUGCAGCAGUUCUUCCCAGGCUGACCAAUUAGCACUAAGAGGGUGGACCAGGAGAUCUGAGGAAGACAGAUGGCAGGGACAGCACGCCAUGACCGAGAGAUGGCGAUUCAGGCCAAGAAGAAGCUCACCACGGCCACUGACCCCAUUGAAAGACUGCGACUGCAGUGCCUGGCCAGGGGUUCUGCUGGCAUCAAAGGACUUGGCAGAGCAUUUCGAAUUAUGGAUGACAACAACAACCGAACCCUUGAUUUCAAAGAGUUUGUGAAAGGGUUAAAUGAUUACGCGGUGGUCAUGGAAAAGGAAGAGGCAGAAGAGCUUUUCCGGAGGUUUGAUAAAGAUGGAAAUGGAGUGAUAGACUUCAAUGAAUUUCUUCUCACAUUAAGACCUCCGAUGUCUAGAGCCAGAAAAGAGGUAAUUAUGCAAGCUUUUAGAAAGUUAGACAAGACUGGAGAUGGCGUUAUAACCAUUGAAGACCUUCGUGAGAUGUAUAACGCAAAACACCAUCCAAAGUACCAAAAUGGAGAAUGGUCAGAGGAACAAGUAUUCCGGAAAUUUCUGGAUAACUUUGAUUCUCCUUAUGAGAAAGAUGGAGUGGUGACCCCUGAGGAAUUUAUGAACUACUAUGCAGGUGUAAGUGCAUCCAUUGACACGGAUGUGUACUUCAUCGUCAUGAUGAGAACCGCCUGGAAGCUCUAAAUGCAUGAUCCCAGGGACGAGGCCUUGGGGACAGCCGCGUGGCUCCAUAUGAUUAAACCUCAGCUCAGAAACUAAGUUCAUAUUUGCUUUCAUGUUCAUCACAGUGUUUUUUCCAUGUCAACACUCUGCACUUUCUGGGGCUGAGAAAAGGACAGAAAUAAAGACACUAAAUAGGCAAUUAUGAAUUUAUCUACUCUAAAGCUGUUUUCUUAGCUCUGCAAUACAGAUUAAAUAAAACCACAUCAGUCAAAUUUUCCUGGAAUUAACAAGUGUGGUGGAUAUAUGUGGAUGUCUAAUGAACUUUAGGUUUCUUCUUUGACUAUUAAUGAAAGUUUGAAUAUUGUCUGUGUAAUCCCUAAUCAUGCAGCUACAGUCUUUCUAUACCUCCUGUAUCCAGUCCAUUUCUAGACAUUUCUAGAUGACAGAGUUAAUUUAUUUUUGUGACUGAUUGUGAAUUUUAAAGUUUUUUUUUCCUCAUUUGGGGACCAGAAGGAUAUCAUACAUUAGCCUCAAUUUCUAUAACUGAAAUUUGAGUUUCCUUGCACAGGGUUUAAGGAAGCUUUGAUUUGGCAAAUCAAAUUCCAUUUAAAAUGGAAUUUUGAGGGGGAGUCCCUUAUGUUGUAGAUUAAUUAAUUUUUUUAUUUUAAAGGGAGAAGAGAGAGAGAGAGAGAGAGAGAGAGAGAGAGAUCCUGUUCAAAUGCCCGCAAUAGCCAGGAACUCGAUCUAGGCCUCCCGCACAGGUGGCAGGAUCCAAGUCCUUGAACCUUCACUUGUUGGCUCCUAGGAUGCGCACUGGCAGGAAGCCAGACUUGAUAAGAUUAUUUUUGGUCUAUUUUCCAGAUAUGAUUGCACAAAAAAACAACUGGAACUUGAACCCUGGCACUUCUGAUACAAUACUCACCCGCUUUUGGUCAUUUAAAAGUCUGCUGUAAGGGUUGACCCAAGACUGUUCAGGGAAUUCCUGCUGUUAAAGUUUUGACACUGGGCUGUGCUCUUGGAUUUUCCCCUGUGCACGGACACACUAUACCAGAGGGGCUUCACCUGGUGGGCUGUGAUCUCUUCCUUAGGGUCAGCCAAUCACUGAAGUUCCCAUAAGGACAAAGAGAUUGGGACUGGCAUGGACUAGUGUCCCAGGCAUACUCCAGUGCAGAGAUUCCAUCUUGACACUUCAUGACUCAAAGCCACCUCCCCCAGCAGUGAGGUCUGACUUCCUAUUUUUGGUGUGUGGGAAUCUUCCCAUGAAAGGAAGCCCCUGGUGCAGGAAGACAGAUGUUAAAAAUACAGCCCUUCCUCUUUGUGUUCUGUGCCUGUGGCCAGAGAUAAAAACACAGGGACUAAUCCCUGGUUACAGUGCUGGAGGCAGUGACCACCUGCCUUGUGUUUCUGGGAAGCCUUUCUUUUUGCUUCCUCCGUCCCUGGAUGUAUUAAUUCCCUGUUUUGGGGACAUAGGUUAAUGGUCUUCUUUAAGCUCUUAUACAGUUAGGUAGCUUUGGAUUUAGAGGAUGAACACACUUGCCAUGUUUUAUAUGUACUCACUUGUUUACUUAUUAUUUCACAGAUGUGGAAGUUGAGAUCAGGACAUACAUUGGUUUAAAAAUUGUGAAAGCCGAUGAUGUCAGAUGCGAAUGACAACAGUCACUAAAGAGGAAACUACUUUGUUUCUUGUUGAAAAGCUUAGCUCUCAUUUAUCUUGAUGACAGACUGGAAAAGGUUCCCUGUUACUUGAAGAUGGGCACAUUCCCAUAUCAUAGAACACUGCUUUAUUUUUAAAUUUAGUUAUACAAGUCUGGCUUUCCACUGGGCUUAGAUAGAGAUGAAUGGGCCAAAAAGCACCAGGUGUUAUGAAGAACUCACAUUAUCCAUGUGUUUGGCACCCUGCACCUUUCAGAUUGUGGCUAAGGAGGGGUCUCCUGUUUCCUGGGCAUGGCGGGUUUCAAGCCUCCUGCUUGAUUCUGGAUAUGACUCAUGCCCUAGCCUAACUGGGGCAAUAGAGCAAGUGGGUGAUUCUGAGUAGGUACUGGGUUGAAGAUAUCAGCUUCGUCUGCCUGAGUGGCACUGAGUUUCCUGUCUAAUGGGGGCACAGGGCACAGCUAUUUGAUUUCAGAUAAACCAUAUGUCACAACAAUAUGUUUGGUCACAUUCAUUUGCUUCUCUUCUUGGUUCUGGGCCUAACAGCAAGAUUCUACCAAAUAAGAUCUCCUCGUCAUAAACCAAUAGUCAAGGAUGCUCGCACUUUUGUUACCUAUGAUUUUUGGCAUAGUAAGGAAUUACUCAAUAUUUACCUUUACUCUUGUAGCAGUGGGGAGGAACAGGGAAGAGUCAUUAAAAACAUAGUUUGCUAAUGAAUCUAUGCAUGUAUAUUCUGUUUAUUUAACUGAAACAUUUAAACCCUUACUCCACUUACAAAUUUAAAAGUAAGCACUUGGGCCAGAAGAAAAAAAAAACAGCAAAAAGUCUCCAAAACAUCCCGUGGCAACACCAGCUAUUGAUCCUGGACCCCAGCUAGAAAAUUAAAUAAACAAACAUGCUGAAGAAAUUAAGAUGGAAUUAGCAGCUUUUUAUGUAGGAGGACAGAAGUACGUAAACAUUCUGAGAACCAGGCUUUGUCAGGAUAAACCAUCCAUAAAACAUGAAUCUGAGUUUCUAACUCCCCGGAAAGCAAACCUUUGCAAGAAUGACAAGGGGCUCUGAUGCAGCUGCCAAGAGUUGGUGCCCAAGAGCCUGUUUUUCACAGCUACCUAAAUGUUGAUAGGAUCUUUUCAGGCCCAGAUGGCACUUGGGAGGACAAUGUACUGGUUCUGUGUGGUUUCCAAUCAGGCAAGAGUCCUGUUUCAUACCCUACCUGUAGCUUUGAAAGUGAAGCUGGAUGCCCUCCAGGUAGGCUGCAGGUUGGCUUGGAACACAUGGUUUGAGGAUGGAAAUACCUCCCAUCAAUAACUACUUUUUGAGCCACAUGCUUCUUUCUAGGCUGUGGUGGUAGAGCAGUGAACAAGACUGAGCGCAAACAAGUCCAUUGGUUUUCAAACCACACUGGCAACUCAAAGUUGUUAAGAGGUGAAAGAAGGUAGAGAGAGGUAGAGGAUACAUGGGCACCAAUAUUCCCUCCCCAGGUCUCAUCCAGGCCAGGACAGUUGGAGUCUUUUAUAAAGUGCUGUGUUGGGAAACUAUGUGAUUUGAUGAACAUAGAUAGUACAUACAAUAUAGACAAUGCAAGCAAAUCUUUUUCUUUUGCUGGAAGUAGAUAUUUGGCUUGGCUCUUCAAUUCUCUUGGCCAGUGUAGAUGGCCUCCCUGAGUCAUAAAAAUACAACCAAGCAAUGAUUUCACUCUUAGUAAGCUACAAAUGCUGUUAUGCUAAUAUUUAAUCAAGUGGACAGAUUGAAUUAAUCAAAUGUAUUCUUGAAUAGUGUGUGGGUGGGUUUCCAUUCCUACUCCAUGAAAUUUUGUGAACACCCACUGUGUGGUAUAUCUUUUUGGACUUAUGCAUAUCUACUUGGAACACAGAAUGAAAAGCCUCACAACUUCCAGUUUCCCAAAUUGGCCACAAACAUGCUUUCCUGGAAAUUAUUACCUGUUAUUUUAAAUUAAGAACUUGUUGAAUGAAGCCGCAGUUUCAAAUCUUAGAAAUGCUUGUGACUCAAAGGAAAAACAAGGAUGUUGAGGGUCUCAAGUUGGUCAUACAACAUUCCUGGUUCCCAUAUAAUUGAUCCUUUUGAAAGCCAGUGUUUCUCACAUGGUUGUACUCUUCCAAGUCAUUUAUGUGAAUAACUAUAUAACUCUGAUAGACACAGAUGGUUCUUUUAUUCUAAUUGAAAGGCCCCACUAAGUCAAUCCCCAAAAUUAAUUGUUCAAAAACAGAUCAUGAGUGAAAUCUGUUGAAAGAAACAUAAACAAAUGAUUGCUGGGGGUUCUUGGGGGUUCUGAGAACACUGCUGUGUGAGAAGAGUGCUUUGCUGUCUCAGUCGGUGCGGUGAGAGGUUGUGGUGAAACAGCCCAGCCCUUCCUCUCUGAGAAUACCAUGACCUUCUUCUUUCAUUCUCACACCUGCUUGGCCAAAGCCAGGUUUUUUCUCCCUCAGCAAAAUAUAGUGGGAAAAGAGUGCUCUCCAAGAGUGAAAUGCACCGAAAAUACGAGCAGCCACCUGGUUGCUAGGGUGUUGAUGUGUAUCUUGCAACUACCACAAAGAUGUAGUGCAGCAGGGAGGGAAGCUGGUAAAAUGCAAUGGCCUUUUUCUUUUAUAUGAGAUUUUUCACCCUAUUCUUCAUAAUGGGAUUCACUGAUCUUCACAACUGGCAUUCAGAUACAGUAUUGAUUUGGGAGCAUCAUCAUCUUAAGCUUGAAAGCUUUGACUUGUUGGUCUUCUGGAAACAUUCAUGCCCCACAAGCUGGUGAUUAUCAAUGCUCUGAGACCCUUAGAAAAGAAAGGGAACUUGAAAUUAAAGGGAAAUAACAGAUGGUGGCGGGGCUUGCUUCUUCCAGGCAUGUAGUGAAUCUCCUAGUGUUUCUUCAUUGAUGGGAAUCAAGUGUUCAGGACUGCAGGGUAUUAUCAGACGUCAGGCAUUAUCUUAUUAAACCCAGAUAAUUCCUUUACUUUUCAAGGAAAAUGGAAAUAAAGUACCAUUUUACAAAUUUCACACCUAAUCAUGCCCAGAAUAGUAAUAUUGUUCAAAAUCCAUUUGCUUAACCUUCUUGUAGAGGUUACUAAGUACAUAUAAAAAAUUACCAUGAAUUUGAAUUCCACCGAGUUGAUUUAGAGAAGGUUUAAGUAAAAAUUUACUCACAUUUCAUCAAUACUAAAACGGGGGGAGAGAGGGUUGGUAAAUAAAUCUCUAACAGAAGGAAGAUUGCAAAGGCUGUGCCUUCCUAUAUUCAUUUAUGUUUUAUAAGUACUUGGAAAUGCUUGUUUGCAUAUACGAUGUAGUUAGUUUGUUAGCUGUAGGAAGUUCCUUCAAGUCUUUUAAAUCAGUCCCAUGUCAAUUGUUAGUUGAUAAUACUUUAUUGUAUUAUCAAUUUGUAACUCAAGCUAGUGAGGUGUUCCUGUAUGUAAAUCCCAUUCCUAUAUUGCAUUUAAUAGAAGUUAAAGUGCAAAAUAACAUUCUUUAUUGCAAAGAAGAAUUUCCAUGACAUUUGUGAUAUAAACCUUAAGCUAUUUAAUUUAAAAGGCUGUACAUGCUUUUAUUGAUAAGCAAAAUAUGCACUGAAAGUAAAAAUAUAUCUUAGUGGCAAUAGUUGGGCUAUCAUUUUUAGAAACUAGAAAUUGAGACUUUUGAACACCAAACUUAGGUAUAGUUUAAUUUAUAAUACCAGCCUUGUAGUUUUGUCACAUUAUCAGACUGACUUUUAACAUUAAAAUGGUUAUGAUUUAAUGGAACUUCUUCAAUUUAAUAUUUGAAAGAUUAUCAACUGCUGCAAUAAAAGAGUACAUCUAACCCUAGUAUUCCAAUUUGACAGUGUUUCAAAAAAUACAUUCCUUCUUACUAGCUAACAUCUAUCUUUAAAAAUUAACAGUUCUUGAUGGUGCUUUUCGAUCAAUCAAAAAUAUUAUUUGUAUGAUGAUUCAGCUCUAGGUGAUAAAAUCUCUUCUUUGACAUCACAAGCCCCUGUUUAUAUUGUACUCUUUCAUGCUCUUAAGAGAACAAAUACAACUCAUAAAAUCAUUAUGUUGACAGCCAAAAAAGCAUUUGAAAAGUUAAUGUGAACGUUGCUUUUCCUACAGGUGUGGAUUACUGCCUAGCAAGUCCCCAGAAUGUCCAGCUCCUGCGUGGUGCUUCUAGGACUCUGGGGAAUAUUAUUACUCUAUGUGCUGGUAAUGGGAGAGGUCAAGAGAGAGGAGAAAGCAAGAGAACCUAGAGCUGAUUCCUGCUGUUCAUAGCUUUGCUCUAAACUUCAUCGUCCAACAUAGCAAGCACAGCUCCAACUGAGGAGUAACACACGAGCUAGUCAAACUGAGAAGCUAGAAGAGGUCUAGUACUUCCCAUAAGGCUAGUUCCUCUUCACUCUGCCGCUGAAUGUCAGGCAACGUGUGUUGGGUCACCUGAGAAAGUGUCUCAUUUCCUCUUGAUUUCUAUUUUUUAAAAGAUUUAUUUUAUUUGAAAGAGAGUUACAGAGAGAGGGAGAGACAGAGAGAGAGAGAGGUCUUCCAUCCACUGUUUCAUUCCCCAGAUGGCCUCAAUGGCCAGAACUGCGCUGAUCCGAAGCCACGAGUCAGGAGCUUCCUCCAAGUCUCCCACGCGGGUGCAGGGGCCCAAGCACUAGGGCCAUCUUCUACUGCUUUCCCAGGCCAUAGCAGAGAGCUGGAUCGGAAGAAGAACAGCCAGGACUAGAACUGGUGCCCAUAUGGGAUGCUGGCACUUCAGGCCAGGGCUUUAACCCCGCUGUGCCAUAGUGCCGGCCCCUCAAUUUCUAUUUAUGUGGGAUAGAACUGCCUUUCCCUAAGAUGCUCCUUAUCUGUUAAUGGAUGUAAUGCGUUGCUUCGCACUGAAGUAUUAGGAAUAGCCACAAGUGUGAUUAUACAAUGUACACUCUAAAGCAGGGCUGUUCUAUAGAAUUCUGUGAUGAUGGACAUGUCUCUAUAUGUGCUGUCCAAUAAGGCAGCUGCUAGACACAGAUGGCUAAUGAGUAGUUGAAAUAUAGCUAGUACAGCUGAGGAGAUGCAUUUGUAUUUAUACUUCAUUUUAAUUAGUAUAAACUGAAAUACCUGCAUGUGGCUAGUGGCUACCUUACUGGAUAGUGGAACAUAGAUUCAGAAAACUUAUCUACUGCAAAAAAUGCUGAAUGUGGGAGACUGUGGCUGGCCAGUGGGCAGGUGGGCAGGUAAGCCUUUGUCUGCCCUUGCUAGUGUACCCCACAGAGAGGAAAGGCAAGCUAGGCUCUUCCAGACUAACUCUACCCUGCUUGAUUGCCUGAGGCAAAUCACACUCACUAGAAAACACCCCAGGGAGAAUGUAAACCACUCUACUAUGGCUCACAUAUUUUGACACCAUUUCUUUCUUUGUUUCCUUGCCUUUUCCCCCUUCAGGUUUCAAAAGAAGACUUUUUGAACUAUUACGCAGGUGUUAGUGCUUCUGUUGACACUGAUGCCUAUUUCAUUUUGAUGAUGACAACAUCCUGGAGAUUAUGACUUUGGCUUAUUAAUUAUUUUAGAAAUCAGAAACUUUCAGAAAAUGGAAUGAGUUUAAAAGAAGUACAAUACUAUAGAGUUUGAAAAGGUGUAAACUAAAAUUUCUGAAAGAUUUGGAAUUUUAAAAGUGAUAGAUCUUUAGUUAUCCUACUGAAUUACCUGGAAUAUGUUCAUUUCCAUGAAACCCUGAGAUGUAUUUUUGAAUUAGUAAGAAAGGAAGAGAGAGGGAAGGAGGAAGAAAGGUAAAAAGAAGCCAUGAUGUGAGAUUGAGAAGUGCUUCCUAGGUCAAAUAAUGUACUUCCUGUUACAGAUGUUCCACUUUUGUUGUUAAUACAGCUGUUUCUCCACACCUUCACUUUAUUUGAGAACUCUGUAGCAGAAGAUGAUAAUAAAAAAAAUCACAGGAAUACUUAACUGUAAAAUUUGAUGAGCUUACUUAUCUUAUUCCUUUUGUGAAUAUAAAAAGUCCUCAACUUAGAAUGGUUCAACUUAACAAUUUUUCCUCUUUACAGUGGUGUGAAAGCAUUCAAUAAAAGUCAUACAUCAAAUUGUGAUUUUCAAUCUUUGCCAGGACUAGCGAACUGUGAUGCAAUUCUCUCGUAGGAUGUUGGCCAAGGGCAGUAAGUCACAGGUCCCAGUCAGCAGUGUGCUCACAAGGGAAAACAAUGGAGUCUAUAGUGUGCUGUGCUGCUAAGCUAGAAUGUUUAAGAGGAUAGGGGCUAUUAAAUGCAUUUUGACUUACUUUUUAAUUUUUAUUAGAUUUUUUUAAAAAUCAAAGAAAUAUUUGAAAGGUAGAGGACAGAAUGGGAAAGAUAGAAUGAUGUUCCAUCUGCUGGUUCACUCUCUAAAUAGCCACGUGGUUGGAGCUGGGCUAAGCUGUAUCCAGGGGCCUGGAAUUCCGUCCAGGUCUCUUACAUGGGUGUCAGGAGUCCAAGUACUUGGACCAUUUUCUGCUGCUUUCUCAGGCCAUCGGCAGGAUGUUGGAUCAGAAGUGGAGCAUUUGGGACUCAAACGGGCACUCUGAUAUGCGACUAUGGCCUCACAGACGUAGCUUAAACCUCUGAGCUACAACAUUGGUCCCUGAUGUCUUUGACUUACACUGAGUUUACUGGGUUGUAAGUGGAGGAGCGAAUAAAAUAAA
Molecule: messenger RNA, 9330 nt
Organism: Oryctolagus cuniculus (rabbit)
Lineage: Eukaryota; Metazoa; Chordata; Mammalia; Lagomorpha; Leporidae
Source: RefSeq, a predicted model, not a curated record